AUGUUUCUGAGUGACCUGUGGAUUUUUUAAUAUUAGGUAAAAACAGCGUGGUAACCCCAAUUUUCAAAACAUUCGAUUUUCGCCUUGUUCUUGAGCUCUUGUCUAAAAGUAAACAUUGCCGUCAGAUUCAGCCUGAUUGAUUACGUAUGUUCCAUGCAACUUUAAGACUACCUGGAGCAGGGCUGGCGCGAGGCUUCUAAAAUUGGGGGGGGGGGGCCAUAAAUUUUUUUUGAUUUUUCGGUUUAAAACUUUAACGCGGGUUGCAGAUCGUUUUUGUGCAGAUU
Didymodactylos carnosus is the source of this 284-nucleotide messenger RNA. The record is from the annotation of a GenBank genome assembly. NCBI's taxonomy places the organism in Eukaryota, Metazoa, Rotifera, Eurotatoria, Philodinida, Philodinidae.